UAAUCUAUACGUAUUGUCUGUAAACAACAAAAUUUGACGCUCCGAAUUAACAUCUUGAUAAAACAUUUUUUUUACUAUUAAGCAUGAAAGUAAAGAAAGUAGAUUAUAAAAAAUCUUUUAAAAAGUUAAAACAGCGUAUUAAAAGCUACGUAUUAGAAAACGCAUCUAUUGUGGAUGAGGUUUGCAUUUUACAAAAAGAGCUGGCCGCCGCUCGAUCGGAAAGACUAGCGCUAAUAGAAAGACUUAUGUUUUAUGAAGGACUUGAAAAAGGUGCUGUAGGGCAUGAUCAAUACUUAAAUGUUGGACACAUUCAGGAACACUCUAGUAAACACGUUGAGCAAAAUCAAAGUGAUAUGGUUUAUAAGGGAUGCGAAAAUAUAUUCCAUGAAAUGCCAACAUUAAAUCAGAAAAUAUUUCCCUUAAAAUUAAAUAACAUUUUAGUACACUCAAUUGGUGAAAUAAUUGCAGCAAAUCCUAAUUUUCAUACGGCGCAUUGGAUAUAUCCAGUUGGAUAUGUAGCAACACGAAUAUAUGCCCAUCCCCGAGAUCCGCGAAAAAAAUGUGUAUUUACAUGUAAAAUACUUAACAAUGCUGGAGUUCCUCAAUUUCAAUUAAUUCCGGACAAUGAUUUAGAUGGAGUAUUCUUCGGGGAAACGGCUAAUAAAUGUCAUCAAGAACUACUUAAUUGCAUACAGGGAUUUAUACAUGAAUCCUUAAAAGCUGAUUUUAAAGCAAAGGGAGAAGUAUUUUUCGGCUUAUCAAACCAAAAAGUCCAAUUUAUUUUGAUGUCAGAUGUAAGAAUUAAACAAUGUUCAAAAUUUAAAGGAUAUAUAUUGAAUGAUGAAAACGAACGGUGUGAAAAUAACGAUCCAGCAUUAUCCUUUGAGGACCUUCAACAUUAUCUUAGAUAAUGUGCUUUUAUUUAAAUAAACAAAUUCUUAAUGAAAGC
Messenger RNA from Drosophila hydei, 949 nucleotides. RefSeq names its product transforming growth factor beta regulator 1. Lineage: Eukaryota; Metazoa; Arthropoda; Insecta; Diptera; Drosophilidae. The record is from RefSeq and is a predicted model, not a curated record. The transcript has 2 exons. Gene Ontology annotation, biological process: regulation of cell cycle. Bases 84 to 911 code for a protein of 275 amino acids. Gene Ontology annotation, cellular component: nucleus.